GGAAAGAUCUCGCGAUCGCUGUGAGGGAAGGCGAUCGUCGCCAGGUUUGUGAUUGGUGCGAUCCUCGCGUAGAAUGCAGCAGAUCGAAUGAGGGCGUUCAGGAAAUUCUCGUUUCGAACGCACUCUCAAGAGAAUGCGAGAGGAUUGGUCAAGGUCGAGGAGUGCAAAUGGAACGAGUUCUUUCAAAAUCCCUCGGCCUGGUGGGAUCAUAGAAAAAUCAAGAGCGAUCCCAAGGAGCCGGAUUUUGUUCACGCGAAAACGAAGGAUUGCCUGUGGAUCACGUCGUUCUUCAGUCCGCCAUGGCUUCCACAGGAGCUCAAAAUGAUCAGGCCUGCCACUUCGGACGCUCGUAAGAGCUUGAGAGCCAGGUACAAGAGUGACGAGGAGAUUGAGAGCUGCCAGAGCGUCGAAAAGAACACGCAAGAACAGGCCGACAGUGAGUAUGAUCCUGCGCGUAUCAGGCAACACCGCUACGCACUGAAAGGAUGUAGCAGUGUGGAUCAAGUCCAGAAAAUCCACCUCGAGCUUUCGAGAACCAGGGAAGCCAGGCACGUCGAAGUCGCGAAAACUCUCAUUGCGCUCUACUCCAAGUUUGGUGCAAUGGUGGAAGCUCGGAAGAUCUUCGAGAAGCUGGCCGAGCCGACUCAAGGAUCCUGGAACGCGAUGGUCCGAGGAUUUUCGGAUGUUGGGGAGAAAGAGCUCUCGCUCGAGUUCUUUGACCGGAUGAUCAAGGCAGGGGUGGUUCCAGACGCUCGGAUCUUCGUGCGAGCGUUCAAAGCUUGUGGAGACCUCGCGGCCAGAGAGGAAGGAAAGGUGGUCCAGGGCAAGGUGGUGAAAGAAUCCUCGCUCAAGAGAGCGAUCUCGCUCCACAAGCUUGCGGAGAAAUGCGGCCAGGAAUCCAACAUCUUCGUGGCCAACGCGGUGCUGGAUCUCUACGCAAAGUGCGGCAGCAUGGCGAUCGCUCGCAAAGUUUUCGAGAGGAUGGCCUUCCAGGAUCCGGUGUCGUGGAACUCGAUGAUCAUGGGAUACGUCCAGAACGGCGACAGCGACGUAGCUCUCGAGCUCUUCUCGCGGAUGCAAGACGAGGAGUUCACUCCAGACUCUCGGACCUUCCUCGCGGCGAUCACGGCUUGCAGCGCUCUCGCAGCGAGAGAGAGAUCGCCGGUAUCGUCCAAGGUCACGAAGAAACUCGCCACCAUUCUCGAGAGAGGCCAGAAGAUCCACGAACAGCUCCAGAAGACGAGGUUCCAGGGGGAUGUUUACGUCGCAAACGCGAUGAUCGACAUGUACGCUAAGUGUGGCAGCAUGGCCGAGGCCCGGAGCGUCUUCGACGGGAUCCACAGGAAAACUCUCGUGUCGUGGAACUCGAUCCUCACGGGCUACGCACUGAACGGAGAAGGCAGCGAGACAAUCAAGCUCUUCGAAGCCAUGAAGGACGAACCGCUCGAACCGAGCGCUAGAACUUACGUUGCUCUUCUGGGAGCUUGCUCGAGCCUGGCGGCCAGGGAAGAAGGGAAGAGGCAGCAGGGCAGGAUCGUCAAAGUGGCGGCGCUGGCCAAAGGAAGAGCUUUUCACGAGAUGAUCCGCGAGAGAGAACUUGGAGACAACGUCUUCGUCGCCAACGCGCUCGUCGACAUGUAUUCCAAGUGUGGGAGCUUGGAGGAGGCCAGGGAGGUGUUCGAUGGCUGCAGGAAGCGAGACGUGGCGAUAUGGAACGCGAUGAUCUCGGCGUGCGCGCAGCUGGGCGAUCCCCGGAUGGCGCUAGAUCUCUUCGCCCAGAUGGAGCAGCAGGGUGACAAUCAAAUGCGGCCUAGUGCGAGGAGCUACGCUGCUGCUCUCGCGGCAUGCUCCGCCGGUGCCUCGAUCGAGCAAGAAGGCAAGGAGCAAAUGGCCAAGAACAGGAAAGAGUUUCUCGAGCAAGGCAGGAUGAUCCACUCGCGGCUGCUCGCCAGAGGAGGAGGAUUCGAGCGAGACGCAGUGGUUUCCAGUUGCAUACUGGAGAUGUACGCCAAGUUUGGCGCCAUGAGCGACGCGAGGAAGAUCUUUGAGGGGAUUGGGGAACGCGAUUGCUGGCACUGGAGAUGGAUCGUGGCCGGGUACUCGAGAGCUGGAAAUCACUCCACUGCUCUCAAGCUCUUCCGGCGCAUGGAAGGCGAAGGGUUUGCUCCUGACGCGGAGACGUUGGUGGCGGCGCUGGAUGCGUGCCGCGGGCUUGAGGAUCUGGAGAGCGCGCGGAGAAUUCACGCCGAGAUUGUCAAGGCGGGGCUGGAGAAACACCAAACAGUCAAGGAGUUUUUCGCGAAGAACACGGGCUAUCUUCCUGGAAGAAGUGUUGACUCGCAUUGACUUGGUUGACUCAGUGUAGCUAUUAGGCUAACUUAAAUAAACAUUAAAAUCAAAAUUUUAUUCUUAUC
Selaginella moellendorffii is the source of this 2414-nucleotide messenger RNA. RefSeq names its product putative pentatricopeptide repeat-containing protein At3g01580. The record is from RefSeq and is a predicted model, not a curated record. Lineage: Eukaryota; Viridiplantae; Streptophyta; Lycopodiopsida; Selaginellales; Selaginellaceae. Gene Ontology annotation, molecular function: protein binding; RNA binding. Gene Ontology annotation, biological process: RNA modification. The transcript is spliced from 2 exons. The coding region runs from base 88 to 2346 and encodes 752 amino acids.